AUGCCAAGAAGCGAAUCUCCUAUCGUGGUUCCACAAAAAAAGGUUUGCUUGCAGAAGGCUGAAGUGUUGGUCCUCAGAGCCCACCUAGAAGACUGGAAGUCUGUGAAAGGUAAAGAAAGAUUGAGGGUGCUGCUUGCCAUCUACAAGGAAGCGUCCCUCCAAGCUCCCACCAAGGAAAAGGCUCUGUUGAAAGCUCGGCGAAAGAUUUACAAGCAGUGGUUGCAGAACCAGUCUCGCCGGAGAGGAGCUGCAAAGCCCCUUAUCAAGUAUGGCCGUCAUUGGACGGCGAGGCAAGAGACGGGAGAGAUGGCUGGAAGCAAGGGGAUGAUUACCAAGUGGCCGAAGGCAGCAAAGACAGUCAUUAAUUGUUUGUCGGCAGAGGAGAGAGAGGAAGCGGAGGCCAAGGCGGAGAAGUGGAACAAUGAAGCGGCGCCGCCAGAUAUUCAGACCGAGAAAGCCGGAAUGAGGGUCUGCAUCCUAUCCGCUUGGAAGGACAGCCAAGGCAAGCUUAUGUUGGGAGGUGACUGCAGCCACGACUUCAAUGAACAGUUCGGGGAUGGAGAGAGCUUUAUCAAGACAAGGGAUUGGGACGGCAUCAUCAUGCCUGAAUGGGUGGAAUAUGCGGGGGAGCAAUUUGGGGAACCCCAGGUGGUGAAAUCAAAGAAACGAGUCGCCAAGAAAUUAGUUGAACUUGACGAAGACACCGAUGGGUGGCCAAUUUUGCCCGACACAACGGGUUGGAAACGAGCCGAACAACAGCACAUGAUUUGGUCUUUCUUGAUGAAGCUCUAUAGAAUGUGCUCCGGCAAAGAAAACCUGAAAGCGGCGGUGCCAUGGGGGAAUGUAAUCCAUGACCCAUGGGCGUUCUUUGACGGCGCCCAUUGGCCGGCCGGCGUGCAGCUCAAGGAGCCAUCCAAGAUGGAUAAAGCAGAUGCCACCACCGUACUAGAUUUCUGGUUUGACCGCCAGAAAAACGACAUGCAACCGGCCUUCUCAUUCAAGGCCUGGAAAGAUUCUGAUGGCGAGAUGCAAGAGGCAGACUUGUGCCCACCCAGUGCCCACCAUGCCAAUGCCACAAAGCAGAGCACAGGGAAGGGUAAGGGCAAAGCCAACCCUAAAGCUAACCGCCGCCGUGUGGCGGAGGAUAGCAAUUCGGAGGACGAAUUGGACAGUGAUCUCGGAGAGGAUGGUGUUAGUCCAUCCAGUGAAGAUGAGGAAGCACCAUCCAUUGGUGGAGAGCCCGAGAUUUCGCUGCCCCCAAAGGUUCACGCCGGGAUACCAGACAAGGUGUCGCCAAGGUCGGCGGGGUUUUGA
Messenger RNA from Suillus plorans, 1314 nucleotides. RefSeq lists its product as uncharacterized. The coding region runs from base 1 to 1314 and encodes 437 amino acids. NCBI's taxonomy places the organism in Eukaryota, Fungi, Basidiomycota, Agaricomycetes, Boletales, Suillaceae. The transcript has 8 exons. The record is from RefSeq and is a predicted model, not a curated record.